This is a messenger RNA of Dunckerocampus dactyliophorus (ringed pipefish), 2220 nucleotides long. It is a transcript of the gene slc52a3-1, whose product is annotated as solute carrier family 52 member 3. The record is from RefSeq and is a predicted model, not a curated record. The transcript is spliced from 4 exons. Gene Ontology annotation, cellular component: plasma membrane. Gene Ontology annotation, molecular function: riboflavin transmembrane transporter activity. NCBI's taxonomy places the organism in Eukaryota, Metazoa, Chordata, Actinopteri, Syngnathiformes, Syngnathidae. Bases 116 to 1450 code for a protein of 444 amino acids. Gene Ontology annotation, biological process: riboflavin transport.
CACUUCUUUGUGCAAUGACAGUCAUCUCCCAGGCCUGCAGGGACCGAGGCUGCAUGUGUGAUAUAGGCAGCAGACGUCGAGCUACUGAGUCCUAGUUGGCCCUAGCUGCUGCAGGAUGGCUCUGUUGGUGCACGCCCUGGCCUGCGCCUUUGGCCUGGGUUCCUGGGUGGCAGUGAACGGCCUGUGGGUGGAACUACCACUCAUCGUCAACACACUCCCUGAAGGCUGGGAGCUGCCCUCCUACCUGACGGUCAUCAUCCAGCUGGCCAAUGUGGGACCUUUGAUCAUCACACUCAUGCACAAACUGAGCCCAGGACGGCUAAAUGAGCGGACUGCCAUCUACACCAUCCUCUCCAUUGGCGUCCUCUCCUGCCUUUUGCUGGCCUUCUUCUGGGAUGAAACAAGCAUUGUGGCUGGUGCGUCACACAGCACGGCCUUCUUCAUCAUCACCUUCUUCCUCUCGCUGGUAGACUGCACCUCCUCUGUCACUUUUCUGCCUUUCAUGAUGCAGUUUCCAGCAAAGUACAUCACUACAUACUUUAUCGGAGAGGGGCUCAGCGGCUUCAUUCCUGGCAUUGCUGCUCUGGCCCAAGGCGUGGGCAUGGCCCAGUGUGUUAACUUUUCUCAGACAGCGGAAAACCACACAGGUGGAAAUGGGUGGUUCCUCCAAACCCAGUAUCUCCCACCCAACUUUUCCACUGAGGUGUUUUUCUUCUUCCUGACAGCCAUGAUGUGCAUAAGCCUGUCUGCUUUUGUGGCACUGGACAGGCUUCGUCGGCAAUCUGAUGAAAACCUGGCGGCAGACUCAGUGGCGUCAGUCUGCUCAGGACUGGACAAUCCUGCUGAAGACACUGACGGAGAUGACCUAAAAUGCCAGAACAAGGAUGAGAGCCCGAUAGGGCCUCCUUUGUCAGGCUCCAGUCACUCGGUGUACCAGCUGACAUUCAUCUACUUCCUAGUGGUGUGGGUCAAUGGUGCUACCAACGGCGUGCUGCCCUCCGUGCAGACGUACUCCUGCAUGCCAUAUGGGAACCUGGCCUAUCACCUUUCUGCUGGUCUGGCUUCGGUGGCUAAUCCUGUCGCGUGUACCAUUGCAAUGUUCUUCAAAAACAGGUCUCUUACCUUUCUGGGUGUGCUGACGUUGCUGGGGACAGGCUUUGGCAGCUAUAACAUGGCCAUGGCUGCCAUGAGCCCAUGCCCUUUGCUUCAAGGGUCUGUGGUGGGAGAAGUGCUCAUUCUGCUCUCAUGGCUCUUUUUCACUGGAACGCUGUCUUAUGUCCAAGUGAUGGUGGGCAUCAUCCUGCGGGACCACAGCCACAGCGCACUGGUUUGGUGUGGAGCUGCAUCGCAAAUGGGAUCGCUGGUUGGCUCCCUUAUCAUGUUCCCACUGGUCAACAUCCUCAAGCUCUUCAAGUCUGGGGACUUCUGCAACACUAAAUGCCCCCUGUGAAAUCCCAAUUUUUAUUGAAAUAUUUUUUUGGGGGGGUAAAAGACCAGGUUUAUUCAUUUGGUUGAACAGAAGAGAAAAAUGUUGUGAGUUCAAGUACAGUUUCCAUGUCAGAGUAACUUGUAAUUAAAAAUAUUGUUAAGUAUUGGGUUCACCGCAUUUAAGUCGUACCAAAGGAUGAUUGACAUUAGCCUGAAAACGAGACAAUGAUGUGGCAGUGCACAAGUUCACAAUUGAAAACAUUCACAUUUCCGUCAUGUCAUAAUAAACAACUUACUGUAUUUAACAAAUUAAAAAGGUACUUCAAAAGUAAGUAGAUAAUUCUUGUCGCCUCCUGUAAUUAUGCUGUGAUUUUAACUGUAAGGCAUAUAGCCAACAUUUGACAAAUAAUGUCUAGAAAUGAAACUUUUUGCCUUUUAUAUGUCCUAUCAGUCAAAUAAAUCCUGAUGUUUUAAUGUCUACCUAUUCCACACAAUAGCAUUUUGUAAGUUAAACACAAUAAUUAGUAGUUCAUGUUGGAAAAUUGUCUGUUAUUCUAAAAAUUAUAAUAGUUUAUUUAAUUUAUUAAUUAAAGCACAUGUGUCAAACUCAAGGCCCGGGGGCCAGAUGUGGCCCGCAAAAGCCUGCGAAUAAUGUGUGUCAAUAAUGCACUUCAUCUUUUUCCUUUUAAAAGUAUUUAUUCUUUGAUUUUGACUGAAAAAUUGUACUGUGUGCAUUUUUUCUAAACUUUAAUAUUAUCUGAUCAGAUAUUCCAAGCAUUUUCUGUUAUUAAA